CCUAUUGGCUGUCCCCUCCCUACUUCUCAACUGCAGUGACAGUCAACGCUCCGGCGAGCCCCCUAAAACGGAGUGUAAAACUGAGAGCCGUGACGUGACCCCCUUCUUCCCCUGUUUGAGUGGACAAUACACCGCGGCGGCGUUCGGAGCUCUCCCUCCACAUUCUUCCUUGCGUCGGCUGGAUUUGUUCAUCCGCGCAACACCAUGGGAAAUGAAGCCAGCUACCCUCUGGAAAUGUGCACGCAUUUCGACCCAGAUGAGAUCAAACGUCUGGGGAAGCGUUUCAAGAAAUUGGACCUGGAUAACUCGGGCUCGCUCAGCGUGGAGGAGUUCAUGUCGCUGCCCGAGUUGCAGCAAAACCCGCUGGUGCAGAGGGUCAUCGACAUAUUCGACACGGACGGCAACGGAGAAGUGGACUUUAAAGAAUUCAUCGAAGGUGUGUCGCAGUUCAGCGUCAAAGGUGACAAGGAGCAGAAGCUUCGCUUCGCCUUCCGCAUCUACGACAUGGACAAGGACGGCUUCAUCUCCAACGGCGAGCUGUUCCAGGUGCUGAAGAUGAUGGUGGGCAACAACCUAAAGGACACGCAGUUGCAGCAGAUCGUGGACAAAACCAUCAUCAACGCCGACAAGGACGGCGACGGCAGAAUAUCCUUCGAGGAGUUUUGCGCGGUGGUGGGCGGUCUGGACAUCCAUAAAAAGAUGGUGGUGGACGUGUGAGCGUACGCCCGCCCUCCCGAGUUCUCCUCAGCGCACGCUUUCGCUUACUCCGUCAAGAAAAAGCGCCUCAGUGUUAAGUAGGCGGAAGAUCUUCCGACGCCUCGCUCAAAUGUUACGUGAAGAGCGAGCGCCGCAAAAAAAAAAUCGAACAAGACUGAAAAACGAGGAGACCGACGGAGGGAGUUCUAUCCCUUUUUUAACAUUCUAUUUAUUUUGUCUUCAUCUUUUAUACGUGAGAAAAAGUAUGUAUACGUUCAUCUACACUUGACUAACAGUGCAACUAGCUGGUCGGGUAUGACGUGCCAAGCAAACAUAUCCACUUAUUACCCAAAAUGUAUUUUCCAAAUAUUUGAGAAGAAAAAGCCCUCUGUGUUUUUGUUGUCGCUUGACAGGACUGGAAUAAGAAAUUUAGUUUGUUGAAGGAGCAAUAUGUAAGAUUUGUGCUUCAAUUAUUCAUGAAAGUAACUUUUUUGCAUCUACUUAAACUACAAGAUUGUGUACUUGUACAUAUACUACGUAUGAUAACACAGCUUGAUUCUCCAUUAGGAAGCACUUAUCUGGCAGCCCAAAGGGGAUGCUGUGCACUUCAAUAGUUUGAUCCAGGUUGCAGGACCAUUUUUGGCCACCAGUCUUACAUAAUGCUCCUUUAACGCAUCUGCCAUUGACUGCGAUAGACGCGGAGAGAGGUGGACGCCCUCGCUGCCAGAACGAGAGACGGCGAGAACCAAAAGUGGUAUUUGCCAUGUGGCAAAAUGGAUUUUGCCAUGUGGCAUUUUGUUUUUUUUGGUAUGCACCGCAAGGACGUGCAUAGCCGUCAAUGGCAUGGCCUUACUUGGGUGCCAGUUGAUUGACAAUACACUGUAAUGUAAAGUGUAUGGUCAAAAAUCACAGCCACACAGGUUUUUUUUUUUGCCAUUUAAAAUGAAUGGAAAAUUGGACGUGCAUAGCCGUCAAUGGCAUGGACGUACAUGGCCUGCAAAAAUGCCAUAUACCCCUAAAAAAUGUUACAUACCAAAAAAAUAUGCCACAGACAAAAAUCAAUUUUGUCAAAUACCAAUAAAAAAUGCCAUUUUGCCAAAAGACAAAAUCCAUUUUGCCACAUGGCAAAAAAAAAAAAAAAAAAAAAAAAAAAAACGCCACAUGGCAAAAUCAUUUUUACCACAUGGCAUACAAUAUGCCACAUGGCAAAAUCCAUGUCGCCACAAGGCAAAAAAUGCCACAUGGAAAAAUCUAUUUUGUCACAAGGCAAAAAAAAAUGCCACAUAGUAAAAUCCAUUUUGCCACUUUUUGUUCUCGGCCCUGCUGGCCACAGCUCCGUUCAAAUGGAUCGUACAUCUAUCGUCGUCAAUGGCAGUCAAUUUAAUAUUCAUUUGAGGAUAUUUUGUAGUUAUGUCUGAUUAAAAAAAAAAAAAAAAAUCGUUUCAAAAUUAAAGGGAAAAUAUGUUUCUGAAUGCAAAAAUCUAUUUCACCAUUCGUAAAUUUAUUAGCUUUUUUUUUUUUUUUAACUGUCGGAUAAGACUAGUUUUACUAUUUUUUGGGGGGGCUGGGGGGAGGCUGUCUUUUCGGAAUAAACCCAGAAACAACUAGACAAGAGCAUCAGUCGGACGACUUAUUUUAAUUUUUUGUCUUUUUGUUUUCCUAAUAGACUGGCAUGGGAAGAGAAAAGGUUGUGAGACUUUUAACAAAAAGUACACAAUUGUCAGGCGUUAUACUGUACAUCUAAUAAUGUCCUAAAAACUGGACGACUGCUUUAAACUGGAGCGAGCGUGACAUUGUUUUGUGCAUGAAGACGUUUGGGAGAGCUGGUCUUGUUUACACUUCAUGUGAAUGGAAACUUUAAGAGUUCUACACCGUCUGGAUGUUGCCAAAUGAUUGGUCUCCAUAUGAACUGAAGUGCAGGACGCUGGUGUCAUAAUAUUAACUGCCACUUACAAGCUUUUUGAAUGUUUUUUUUUUUUUUUUAAAGUGUACGUAAAGGUUCAAUGCAAUUGUGUUUAUGGAGACACCUUCACAUGAAUUGGGAAGUGCAGAUUUGGGUGUUUGUGUGCGUGUGUGUGUGUAUGGGGGAUAUCAAAUAUAUUUGAGAUUUUCCGUUUUUUCUGCAUGCUGCAACUUAUGCUGUAUGACUGUUGGAAACUUGAUAUAUAAGAACAUGAUAUAGCAUUUAAAUAAAAGAAACUGUUCCAA
Messenger RNA from Corythoichthys intestinalis (scribbled pipefish), 2904 nucleotides. Its product is annotated as calcineurin subunit B type 1-like. Gene Ontology annotation, cellular component: calcineurin complex. The transcript is spliced from 6 exons. The record is from RefSeq and is a predicted model, not a curated record. Gene Ontology annotation, biological process: protein dephosphorylation; calcineurin-mediated signaling. Bases 205 to 717 code for a protein of 170 amino acids. Lineage: Eukaryota; Metazoa; Chordata; Actinopteri; Syngnathiformes; Syngnathidae. Gene Ontology annotation, molecular function: calcium-dependent protein serine/threonine phosphatase regulator activity; calcium ion binding; phosphatase binding.